CAACAUCAAAUAAAGGAUUAUGAUUUCUUCAUUUGGCUCGUCCAUAAAUCCUCCGGAAUCACAAUUAUUAGACACUACCCUUGCAUCUCUCCUCAUAAUACCUUAACUCCUGAAGAUGAAGAGGAGGGACUCAUCGCAUGGAAAAGCGGCGAUCAUGACCGAUAGAGAUGAUGUUGAGUUGUCACUAGGGGCUGAAUUUGAUGUGUUCUUGAAUUUUAGAGGGCCCGACACUCGCCGGAAUUUUACUGAUUGCCUCUAUCACUCCAUGGAUGGAGCUGGGAUUCAUGUUUUCAGAGACGACGAAGAGAUUAGAAAAGGUGAAGUGAUGAAAGGCGAACUAGAGCGUGCGAUUAAGAACUCCACAAUCUUUAUGCCCAUCUUCUCUAAAAAUUAUGCGUCUAGUGCGUGGUGUCUUCGCGAGCUUGCAUUCAAGGUGGACUGCUUGAGAAAUAGAGAUGACAACGCAAUGAUCCUACCGAUUUUCUUCGACGUGGAUCCUGAUGAUGUCAAACUCAAAACCAGGCUAUACCACGAUGCUUUGCAAAAACAUGAGCAGAAGUUCGGCAGCAAUCUAGUGCAGCAAUGGAAGGAGGCUCUGAUGGAGGUCGCUCAUAUCAAAGGAUGGGAUCUCAAGGAUACAGGCCAAGGUCAACUCAUUAGAUCAAUCGUCGCUGAAGUUUUGAUCAAAAUGAAUAAAAGAGAAAAAAUUCUACCCGAUCAUUUAGUCGGAAUUCAAGAUUGUGUUGAAGAUGUCAUGCACCUAUUAGAUGAAGGUUCUCCUGAUGUACGCUAUCUAGUAAUCCAUGGCAUGGGUGGCAUUGGUAAGACGACUCUUGCUAAAGUUGUCUUUAACCAAAUUUCUGGUCGGUUUGAUGGGUGUAGCUUCCUUUUGGGUGUUCAAGAAGCUGCAAAGGAUGGCAAAAUUGUCCAAUUACAAAAGCAAUUAUUGUCAGAAAUUCUCAACUCCACACCAGUGGAGAUUUUUGACUCUGAUAUAGGGAUUAACCAGAUUAAAAGGAGAUUUCGCCACAAAAAGGUACUUAUUGUUCUUGAUGAUCUAUAUGAGUGGGACCAACUCUCUAUGCUUGCAGCAAAGGGUAAUUGGUUUGGUCUGGGGAGCAGAAUCAUUAUUACAACGAGAGACACCAACAAUUUGGCAAUUGAAGAGUAUAAAAUUUAUCAAAUGACAGAAUUGCUUUAUCACGAUGCCCUUCAACUUUUUAGCAAGCAUGCUUUCGGAAUGGAUUCCCCUCCACGUGACUACGAUGAUAUUUCUUGCAAUAUUACUCGCAUGACUGGUGGGCUUCCUUUGGCUCUUAAAGUUAUUGGUUGUUCUCUUUAUCGCAAAACAAAAACAAUUUGGAAAGAUAUGUUGAAGAAAUUAGAGUCGAUUCCUGAGCAACAUAUCUAUGACAAAUUAAAGAUUAGCAUUGAAAUGCUAAACGAAGAACAAAGAGAAAUUUUUCUUGAUAUUGCUUGUUACUAUAUUGGUGAAGAAAGAAUCUAUCCAUACUACAUGUGGAAAGCUUUGGCCUUUUACCCAAAAAUUGAGAUCGAUUUCCUCAUUGGUAUGUCUUUGAUAAAGAUCAAUGAUGAUGAUACACUAUUGAUGCAUGGCUUGCUUAGAGACCUUGGAAGAGAAAUUGUUCGACGAGAAGACGUCAAUGUUCCUGGGAAGCGUAGUAGACUUUGGCAACCCAAGAUUGCAUUGCAAGUAGUGGGGACUAGAACGGGAACAAAGAACAUCAUAGCUCUCAAACUAACUAGACUUUCUGAAGAUCGCAACUUUACAAGUGAAGAGUUUUCGAGGCUGCCUAGCUUAAGGUUUUUGGAAUUAGAAAGGGGAAACUUGGUGGGAGACUUUAAGAAUCUUUUCUUGAAUUUAAAAUGGCUCUCUUGGCAUCGUUGCCCUUCACACUUGCAGGCAGUCAAUCUAUGUUUACAGAACUUAGUCGUACUCAAGCUUUCAAAUAGCGAAAUUCCUGAGAACUGGAAUGGAUGGGGCCCAUGCUUGGUGAACAGUGACUUGCAAGUUAUACAUCUCAUGAGAUGCUAUCUCUUGACAACUCCUGACUUCUCAAUGUGCUUGAAGUUGAGGAUAUUGGUUUUUGCUGAACAUUGUCCGGAGUUGCCACAAAUUGGUAGUUCUAUUGGUAAGCUAGAGCGCCUAAAGCGAUUGGAAAUAAUUGUAGCCAGAAUUCAACAAUCAAAGUUGUCUACAAGCCCCCAUUUUGACUUGGGCGUAGUGCCUUCUGCAAUAUGCCAUCUAAAGAACUUGUCAAGUCUAAAGCUAGAAGGGUUGUGUAUGCGGGAGCUUCAUCCAUCUAUUGGAGAGAUGGCGGGCUUGACAUGCUUGUCUUUAGAGCGUUGUUAUCAGCUUAGAAGGCUUCCGGAUUCCAUUGGGAAAUUGAGGUCGCUCCUCAGAUUGAAUUUGUAUGACACAAGAAUUAGAGAGUUACCUGAUUCUAUUGGAGAUCUCAAAAUGUUGGAAGAAAUGGACUUAGGAGACACUAAAAUAAGAGGGCUGCCAAACUCCAUUGGAGGGCUAGAAUCAUUGCUUGACUUAAGAUUGGGGGGUUCAAAGAUUACUGCACUUCCUGCUUCUAUUGGAUAUCUUAAAAAACUAAAGUUCUUAACUAUGCAACAUAGCAAGAUAAAAGAGUUACCCUAUUCUAUUGGAGAUCUCAAAAUCUUGGAGUGUUUGAGCCUAGGAUGGACUCAAAUAAGGGAGCUACCAAACUCCAUUGGAGGACUAGAGUCAUUACUCCAAUUAGACUUGUGCGGUACAAAGAUUACUGAACUACCUGCUUCAAUUGGAUAUCUUAAAAGAUUGAAGUUCUUAUAUAUGUUAUGUAGCAUGAUAAGAGAGUUACCCAAUUCCAUUGGAUACCUUAAAAUGCUGGAGCACUUGGAUAUGAAAUGGAGUAAGUUAAGAGAGCUACCAAAGACCAUUGGGAUGUUGGAGAAUCUUGAAACGUUAGCAUACCAUGGUAGUAGAAAUAUGGACAUGACAUGGCCUCCUAAGCUUUCAGAUUUACACAUAUCUGGUGAUGAUCCUCAAUCUCUCAUAUUGCCUCCUCAGCUUUCGUCAUUUUCAUUAUGUUGUGAUGAUCCUCAAUCUAUCCCAAGGCUUCCUCUAGGUCUUCAUAGUUUGGUAUUAACGGGUGUCAAGUCACCGAUGGUACAACCACUCCUUUCCGAAUUGAGAUAUUUGUCCAAGUUAACACUCGGUAAAUGCAGUUCAAGAGAGAUCGUUAUCGAACAGCUAGAGUGUCUCCAUCAUUUGGAUGUGUAUUACUGUAAGUCGCUGGUGAUAUUGGAUCUAUCAAGUUUAGAGAGGCUCAAAGAGCUAACAAUUUGGGAGUGUCCUCAAUUAAUCGAGAUUCGAUAUUUGGAAGAAAUGGAGUCGCUGAAGGAAUUACAUAUUAUGACAGGUAACUCGAUAGAACGGUUACCUAAACUAUCGAAACUAUAUAAGUUGAGGAGGCUGCGUGUAGAAGACUGUAGAUUACUGCGGUGUUUGCCUGAUUUACCAAACUCGCUUUUGUCAAUUGGGGAUUGGAGGUCCACGGAAAGUUCACCCGAGCUAUCAAAACAUAGAAGGCUGCGGUCAAUGGAACUGUCUCACUGUGAAUCACUGCAAGGUGCUGUACCAAACGGAUGGCGUCCCGUUAUUCAUGCAUGCCCACUGUUAGGCGAGUCUGGUGACGUUGACCCAUAUUGCAGCUUGUGUCGGAAGUCAAACCCGGGCCUCUGCGCAAGGAGGCGAGCUAUGUGGAGGUGACACGUGCGCCUUGGUGGCAGGCAUGCGUAGGCUUAGAUGGCUUUAAGGUGAAUGUGCAGUGUACAUCGGAUACGCUCGGAGCCGGGUUGGGCGGUAGGGCCGAAUUGACAUGGCACUCGAUGCGUUGGUGGCCACGAACUUCCCGGAUAACGGUUGCAUUGCUCGCAUGAGCCACGGCACCGAUGCGCUGUACUGCAAACAGCUCGAAACAAACCGCGAUAUUUUCCACCCAAAAGACCCUGCCUCGCAUACCAUCCACAUAGCAGCGGUUGCAUAAACCUGCGUCUUCCUGGAAGAGUUCAUGCAACCCGAUCGGGACAUGUUCCACUCUGUCACGACCCUCCAUUUUGAGAGAGUUUUCACUAUCUAAUGCUAUAUUAUGUGAUAUCAUGGUGAAGCGCAUUCUAAUUAGUUAAAUUUUACUGAAAGUACAUUGGACUCGAUUCUCUUCUGGUAAUACUGAUUUGAGGGUUUCCCCUUUUGAGCAGUGAUGCCCUAGGAGGCACAGUGAAUGAAUAUGAUGAAGUUACAUCUUGGGUCGAUUUUUGACUGUCUAAUUGAGAAUGAAAAAUUUGGAAAUGCACUCAAGAUGAAGAGCACAAAUCUUCAAAAAGUAUGGAAUGAGAUUUUCUAAGUAAAGGAGACCAUAUUCAGUG
Eucalyptus grandis is the source of this 4440-nucleotide messenger RNA. RefSeq names its product disease resistance protein RUN1. Gene Ontology annotation, biological process: signal transduction; defense response. The coding region runs from base 116 to 3784 and encodes 1222 amino acids. The transcript has 7 exons. NCBI's taxonomy places the organism in Eukaryota, Viridiplantae, Streptophyta, Magnoliopsida, Myrtales, Myrtaceae. The record is from RefSeq and is a predicted model, not a curated record. Gene Ontology annotation, molecular function: ADP binding.